GUAAGAAUAGCAAACCCCUCGGGAAAAUCAAGUUUUAUCUUAAGUGUCUCUGACUGGAGAGGUUUGGGUUUUUUUCUUUUUUUUCUCGUGAAUGAGGAGAAAGUGCAUUUGCCAUAACGGUGGUCAUCCCGGGGAAAGCAAAACCUCACUUUCUGCCUCUCUUAGUGCACUCCUCUCUUCUUUUCCUCCUCAACACAUGGCUUGAGGCUGGACCGAGGCUGCAGCUCCACCCGCCCAGUCGUUACCAUGGCAACGCUAUCUGGGCCUACCAAGACCUGAAGCCGAAGGACAUCCUGGACAACAAUACAAUAGCAGCACAGCCAGGGUACCUGAGGGACUUAGACCUGUGAGGCGAGAUCUGGGGGGUUGCAGAUUGAGGGAGUAAAUCCUCCCUCUUUCUCUGCCUCCCUCACACACUCAACUCACAAACACAGUCAGGAUUAGCCUUUCGCUUGAGACUCUGAGAGGUAGAGGAACAAUACUUGGCAUUAAACAGUUUUGCGGAAACAAUUUUUGCAUAAGAAAUGUUUUCCGAUAGCUGUCUUGAGUGGAUACUUUGGCAGGCUAAGAAACAGGAUGUUAAUGCUUGACGGAAUGCCUGCAGUCCGAGUCAAAGCCGAGCCCCUGGAAUCGGAACAAGGGUCACCCAAAGUGCGCCCUUACACUGCGAUGGACGGCGUCCCCUUUUUCCUCAGCAGAGUUAAACCGGAACCUCCCGAAGACCUGCUCGCCCACGACCUGCACUUCCACACGCAGACCGAGCCCGUCGACCUGUCCAUCAACAAACCCCGCCCCUCCUCUUCAUCCGCCACCACGAUUUCAUCGUCAUCCCCCCUCAGGUCCGCCUUCUCCCCGUCUUCGUUAUCGUCGUCAUCCUCCUCCUCCUCCUCUCCAUCAGUUAUCACCUCAGCCUCGUCGGUGCUCACAUCGGGCCCUCUGGUUGCCCCGGGAACUGGGGUGAGAGGUCAGCCAUAUUUGCACAUCCUGCACUCUGUGCCUCCGCCUCCAUCCAGCCCUCUGAGCCUGCAGGGAGCCGGGAAGCUCGCCAGCCAUGUUCACCGCAUCCCAGUUGUGGUACAGUCACUGCCCCUCAUGUACACCACUGCCGUUCGAUCACCCUCCAGCCUCAACAAUGCCAUCAUGCUACCUCUGCUGGAUGAGGCCAAAAGCCAGGGCAAAGCACACAUAGACCCCAACGGCCUGUCGCCAAGGCAGAUCAAAAGUGACAGCGAUGACGAUGACCUGCCAAACGUGACCUUGGACAGUGUUAAUGAGACCGGCUCUACCGCGCUGUCUAUAGCCCGUGCUGUACAAGAUUCCAUGUCCCCGUUCAGUAUCGACAGCAUACGGCGUCCUCGGAGGUCGGAGUCACCGGAUUCCAAAAAGAGAAGAAUCCACAGAUGUGACUUUGAGGGGUGCAAUAAGGUGUACACCAAAAGCUCGCAUUUAAAAGCACACCGGAGGACGCAUACAGGUGAAAAGCCAUACAAGUGUACCUGGGACGGUUGCACCUGGAAGUUCGCCCGCUCUGAUGAGCUGACGAGGCAUUACAGGAAACACACAGGGGUGAAGCCCUUCAAGUGUGCAGACUGUGACCGCAGCUUCUCCAGAUCUGACCACUUGGCCCUGCACCGACGGAGACACAUGCUGGUGUGAAUCAGACGGAGCGCGAUGAAGAGAGAGAUUGAGAGGUCAACGAAAAGACACACACUCACAUGCAUACACAGACAGCCGGGGGAGCGGGAUCUCCCUGUGAAUGUUUUCAGCCGGCCUGGACGCGCACACACACACACACACACACACACACACACACUAUCACACUCACACCCACGUACAGACACAGACGCACACAUGCGCUCAUCCUUCAUAAGGAGAGAAGACGGAGACAGAGAAGACUGAUGGAUGAAGGUGCACAGAGCUUGAGGAGCACAAAACAGGGUCACUUCUGGAUCCUCUUUGGUUUGGAAUGAAGAGACGGCAGGAUCUUUUAUUGUCUUUGCUUGGAGUAUAAUAGGGAACUGUCUUUUACAGCACUGUUCGUAAAUGUUUCACUUUGAUUUUUAAGAUUAACUCUUUAUUUGGACAAAAAAAAAAGUAUAAUGCAAUUGCAACUGUGUCUUUUUUUUUUUGGGUGUCUUUCUUUUCAUUAUUGUUCCAAACGGCUGCUUUUCCAGCAUUCAUAAUGUGAAAGACCCCGUUGUAAGGAAUGGAUUUCCUGUGUGAGCAGGAAGAAGUUUGGCCUCGACUGGAUCACGGGAACGGACUUGGAUGUAGUUGAAGUUACAGGUAGUGUUUUUUCACCACGCCCCCCUGUGUGAGUCUGAUUUGUGACCAGCAGGGGGCACCAUUUAAUCACAAGUGGUUUCAUUUUCCUGCUGGCUUCUGCUCUUAGAUCUGAGGCAUCCCUUGUAGAAGCUAAAAGAAGGUCGGACUUUCACCUUUCUCAUCGCCUGCAAACUGUAAUCAAGAUAGACUCAAAUGCCCACAACCCGAAAAGAUCAACCUCAUCAGCACCUCCACUUUUUCAGCCAUUCAAUGCCUGUUUUCAUAAAUGGAAAUAGGACUUGCAUAUCAUCGCACCAGCACACACCAUUGAUGAUCCACUCACAUGGCCGGACAACUCCAAAUCUCAUCAGUGCUGUUCUUUAUGUUUAUGUUGAGCCUCUUCAAAGCAUUUAUUAGAAAAAGGAAAAAAAAAAUCUGGUGGAUUUUUAGCUGUGAUUAGCAAUCAGUAAAGUGCAAUCUUAAAGGAUAAAUAUACUUCAGUAUAAAAAUGUUUUGUUUAUUGGGUUUUUGCUUCUUUUUUAAUGCCUGCUUAUUGCUUAUGUUUGACUCAGAAAAUACAACCCCUCAUGUACAGUGAACUGAACAAUCAGAGGAGAUUUCCAGUAUGUGAAAAAAUAGAGGCACCUUACAGACUUUUACUGUGUCCUGACAUUUCUCAUUUAAAAAAAAAAAAAAAAGUCAUUCACCUCUGUCGUUUUUUUCAGCUGGGUUUAACAGAAAAAAAAGGAAUUUGUGUUGUGGUUUUGCACAGCACUGCAGCACUUGUCCAUAAAAUGACACUGACACCAGCUGAAGUGUUACAGGGAUAGUGUGGCACCUGGUGUACAAUACAGAAGAGCAAUACAUUCUGAACAAAGUGAUGAGAAGGAACAUUAAACCUCCUCUUUGUUCUGUUUGCUGAUGUCAAUAUCCGAGGAGAAGUUCCCAGCUUGGCCACCUCCUCACGCUCUGUACCACAACUCCCUCCGUUACUGACUGGUUUCUAAUCUGAUAUCUCCCAGCUGGUGAUUGUCUCCACAUGUAUUAUUUCUAUUCCUGUCGUUUGUCUCAAACACAAACAAAGUCACUUGAAAUCGCCUCAGACCAGAUAUAAGUUAUGAUUUAUAUCUGAUUUACCUGAGAUUUGGUCAUGUAAAAAGCUGAAAAAUGCAGGAAUUGCACACAUGCAUACACAAAUACAUGCACACUGUUUUUUUCCGUUCUUUUUUUCUGUGUGUGUGUUUGUAUUCACAGCAGGAGUACCUUUUAGAAGCAGUUUCCGGCAGAGAUAUAUUUAUUGGAAAGCAUCACUUAACCUUAAUCAGGAAAUUCAAUUAAAAAUAUAUUUUUAUAGACCUAACAACAGACAUUUUUGCAAGUAUUUCCAGCGCUCUUUAUGCUACGUAAAAGCUUCGGACAUAAAAUAUCAGGCCAACCAAUGUUAUUCGAUAAUGCUGCCAAAUGCAUCUAUUGGACCUAGGCCAGUAAAAAAGAAAAAUGUUAACCUUUUCGAUUACGGUACCUUGAAAUCCAUACACUUGCACGCUAAUGCACAAACUUGGAUUCCACAUUCUCACUUUCAGUAAAACAGCCAAAUCCAGGAAGCAAUUUCUGCACGGAAGCGUGCGACGCCCUUCUCGAUUUGUUGGAGAACGCAUGUUGUCAUUAUUUAUCUGUAUUGUUUGUGCACGACAUUAUGCCCAGUUGUAUUAGCAUUUUGGCAAAACCAUAUCAGCACCUUGUUUAUUUGUUUCGUAUAAUAUUCAAAUGAUUUUAUUUCAGAUGUCAAUUUAUAAGCGAGUAAUCAUCAUCGUAUUUUAUCAUCCUUAUAAUGUAUUAGAGCGUUUUUAUGAUUGAGGGGCACGUCUUCAUUUGCAUAUAAAUCUUUCUCUUCUGUACAAAGGACAUUUUGAAAUGUUGUAAUAUAUGUGAUAGUGAAGAUAAAACUUAUUACAAAGUUCUACAGCCUGUACAUACAUUGGAAAAAUAGGGCUUUUGAUUAGUAGAUGCAGGAAAUACAUUUAUACAUGUAAAGUCUUUUUUCAGAGACUGUAAUUUAUCUAAUUUGAUAUACAGUGAAAUGGGGCUAAUGGUAUUCAUCAUGUAAAUGAUCAUAUGUGAUGUUAUAGAACAGAUUGCUUUUUAUUUUCUCUUUGGUUUGUGGUUAAACACAUUCAUGAUCAAAUCAUUUUUUUUUUCAGUUCCCGAGGCUGAACCAGUGUUUGCUAGAAUCGACCAAUUAUUUAUACACAGUAUUAAGGUACACAAUUCCCUGUGUUGCUGUUUUGCUAUACCCGACAAGAAAUUCUACCGAUCAAGCACAUAUCAGCGACACAUGUACUCCUGUAUUCAGUAUAUGACGUUGCAUGCCUUAAUACACCAAUUUCUGAAAAUCUCAAUUUGACUUGAAGAUGGUGUCUCCAUAGGACAGGGUGUAUUGUAUUUCCCUUCAGCAUCUCUUUCCUCAUAUUUUAAAGCAUAAUUUUGUUACGGUAACCAGGGUCAAAGUUAUGCAAUAAUAAUAAUGAAUAGUGCCUCAUAUCACAAACUUGUAAUAUCAGCUGCUCUGUGCAGAGCUUCGAUUUCAGCACGCGUGCUUGGAUUAAUAAAUUUCAAACGAGAAAACCACGAAUUCUGGGGGAAAAAACAAGAAGCACAGACAACAUUAUGCAAGUCGGACCUCUAAUGUUGAACUUUCUUUUCGCACUGAGCCUUAUACCAUUGUGUACAAUGCAGCAUCUUCCCAUAACACUUUCACAGGCUGUUUAUAGCACACAUUAUUACUUUGCUUGCAAUAAGUCACUUCCUCUAAGGGUAACAAAACCGAGUUACAAAGGUCUCUUGGUGUUUCAGCUUCAACACAUCAAUUCAACAUAGUGAUUCCAUGGAAGAUGAUGAGGAAUCAUACUCACAGGAAAAAAGAAAAAAAAAAAAGAAAGGAAAAAAUAUCCUGUGGCUGGGAUUCCAGCAGUCACACCUCUCUUAAUGAAUACUUAUCUUGCGGUUUCUGUAAGUUCAAUAUAUAUUUUACUUUCUGUAUAACAUCUGCUUUUGAUUUUCCUGGUUUUGAAAAUUUAGGUAGUGAAGCCAAUGCCUUUGUUUCAAGUUUGCUGAUAUUACGUACAGUAAUCGUUGUUCCUGUAUUUAUGUAAAGUGAGUGUAGUGUAAAUAUAUUCAGAUCUUUUCAUUCUUACCGUAAAGAAAAAUGUGAUAUUGCUCAACAUCGCUUCAAAAAGGGAGAUUCUGCUCAUGGAAUUCCACAUCUGUAACAGAAAUUUUUAAUCCUGAUAUUUUUCAAAACUUCAACAACAGAUGUACUCUUUUUUUUUCUCCUUUUUUUUGUUUCCUUUUCUCCGAGAGUUGUUUAAGUAUCCAGUCAGUGUUUUUGCCUUUUUCUCUGUAUUUUUCAUAUGGAUGGAGCUGUGAAAUUAAAAUAAGUUCAAACAUAUACAUGUAUAUUAAUAUGAAUGGAGGCAUGAAGGUUAAUAAAGUUGCAUUUUGUAUGUAACAGAC
Molecule: messenger RNA, 5778 nt
Organism: Neolamprologus brichardi
Lineage: Eukaryota; Metazoa; Chordata; Actinopteri; Cichliformes; Cichlidae
Gene: klf12b
Product: Kruppel like factor 12b
Biological process (GO): regulation of transcription by RNA polymerase II
Molecular function (GO): DNA-binding transcription factor activity, RNA polymerase II-specific; RNA polymerase II cis-regulatory region sequence-specific DNA binding
Source: RefSeq, a predicted model, not a curated record